AGAAUAAAAUACGGUAGUAUGUAUUGAUACGCAUGGGUCAUAUGAUCAAUAUUCAUCCAUCCUACGUGACGAAGCACAGACAAAGUUUAUUGUGCGGUCACGUAAGAUUCACCAGGACCAAAUACCAAUGCCUUCAAACGGUAAUACCCUACCGUACGUACUCAUACUUGUACGUACGGUGCCGUUUACUCUAUCGGAUAUGCAAUAGAAACAAGCGUCGAGAGCGAUGGGUACGAGAACGUAGUGAAGCUCUGGCACUCCACACUGGUACAUCAAACAUCGCUACGAGUUUGAAGACCAAAAUCAAGACGAUCAUUCCAAACCUUUGCCAACGGGAAGCAAAUACGCGACUAGGAGCCAGCCAUUUAGCCUGCUAUUGAAAAAUACCACAUCAAUCGUUAUUGUAGCAUUGUCCGCCAAGGUCGAACGGUUACUGGUAGAAGCAAUCGGACGUUGCCAUCUACAAAUAUCUUUUGACUCUAUUGUGGUACUAGUGACCGUUCUCCGUGGUGCUAUAUCAUAUCAGGGAUAGGCAUCUGAGGUAUUUCAAGGUCAUUGAGAUAUUGAUUUAGUUAUACGUUCACUUGCUGGAGGUACAUCAGUAUUCUUUGAAAUACUGAAAGUGAGAUCACCAUCGACAUCAGAAUUGAUCAAAGAGCCGUGAAUAAUAAAUAAAGAAGUAAAAUUGAAAGCUAUUGACGAUGAGUGGUAGACGCAGCAUCGAAGACGAAGACGACGAUGGAAUCUUUGACGAAGACGAUAGCAGCGAUGAUGAGGAAGUAGCAGCACCGAAAAAAUCAGUGAAAGCCAAGAAACGGAAGGCGGGCGAUUCGGAGAAACCUUCGAAAAAGGCCAAAUCCUCGAUGAACUCCUGGAUUGACGAUGCAGCCGAGGAGUCUGGAGAAGAAGGCGGCGACGAUGAUGACGAAGAGGAAGAUGAGGAGGGAGAAAAUGACUACAUCAAGGAUGACUUUGUCGUCGACGAUGAUAAUAUCGAGAUGAAGGCGCGUAGGAAGAAGACUGGAGAUCUGGAAGAUUCCGACGACGACGACGAUGACGACGACGAUGACGACGACGACGAUCAAGGGGGAAGAAAGAAAAAGGCACGCAAAAUUCGCAAGUUUCGCCAGCAAGAAGAACUCGCUGACGAGGAUCUAGAUCUUAUUCGAGAGGCUCAAGGUAUCGAUCUAGAGAAGGAGCGAAUGCGUAAGGAAAGGGAGGAACGCGAAAAUAGAAAGGUCAUUGCACGAUCGGAAGAAGAUCUCAGAAAGGGUCUUUUUCGCGACUCUGACGGGGAAGACGACGAUGACAUUAUGGCGCAACCCAAAAGAAAAAUUCGAAGCAAUAUCGAACAUUAUGAUGAGCAUGGAAUGGACGAUUUCAUUGAGGAUGACAUUGGUGAUCAACACGACAUUCUUACCAGUGAUAGGGGGAAUUUUGUCGGGGAGGAUGGUGCAGGUGGUGUCAGCCAGGCUCAAAUGAAUGAAGCAUCCGAGAUUUUUGGUACUGAUUAUCUCAAUUAUAUCGCCGAAGAGGAUGAUCGUGACGAUGAUGACGACGAUGACUUAUUUGGAAAAAAUCGAUACAAAGAACGCGGGGUGGGCGUGGACAUGGGAAUUGAUUCAGAAGACGAUAUGUCCUCGGAUGAUGACGACAUGUUUGGAGAAGACGAUGACGACGAAAUGUCAGGACAACAAAGAGAAGCUCUCAAACUAAAACGAGAGAAACGGGCUCUCGCUCGCAAAGAGCGACGCAAACAGGCUUUGGCCAAAAAGAUUGCCAAACAAAAGGCUGACCUCCGUAAGCAGUUUGAACCUGUUCAACUGGUUGAAAACUUCUGUACCGAUCGCGAUGACGAAAUUAGGCAAAAAGACGCUCCUGAAAGAUUUUUUGAUUGGAACGUUCCUUUUCAUGGAAGCAAAGAAGGUGGCGAACUCACGGAAGACGAAGAGGAAGAAGUCAUGUGGAUUAUGCAAAGGAUCCCAGAAAUUCGAGCUGAAUAUAGGGCGCCAUACGAAAACAUGGAGGAACUUGAGCAGCGUGAGUCUUCCAUCCUUCAGUCCAUUGCACACGCUCUUCGAUUUAUGCACAGAGACAAAAUGGAGCCUGCUUUCAUCAAGCGAUACCGAAAGGAUAUUAUAACCUCACCGGCAGUUCGAAAUAACCUUUAUCGCAUCAUGGAUGAAGAUGCUGAAUGGGAUGAAUUGCUUCAGGCCCGCGCCAAGGUUAGUGAUUUGUUGGAUUCUGUCACUGAAAAGGCCAGAAAGGUCGAGGCAACUGGAGCUAUAUCAGUGGAAAUAAACAAACUCGACGAAGAAUUCACAAAGGCUCAAGCAAAACUCGAAAAGAUAGCUACUGAAGAAGCUCAACUGAAGGAAGAAAUCGAACAGAUUGGUCCAAUUGACGAAGCCAUCAAAGAGGAAGAUGACGACGAAUUAUUUGGCGAUAAAGACGAUGACGAGGCCGAGGUACGUUGUAAAGCCGUAGUACUAUAUUUAUUGAAUCGGAAAUCUCUUUGUUUCUCAUCGCUCACAAUAAACAACGUCUGAUGGUUUCUUACAGGCAAUGAAAGCGAAGAGAGACAAAAAGGCCAGUCUCACCAAACAUCUUGAUACUGUUCAGACGCUGAUGGAAAGCCUUUCAGAAAAAGUGACUGAGUUGCAAACCAAGAAGGAAAGUGCCGAAACUGAAGACGCAGAAAGUGCCGUAAAAGAUGAUAGCGAGCUUGCAAAUCGAGUGCAAAAGAAGACUUGCAGAGAUAUGUUAUGGAAUACUCAAGAUGUUAUGGAAUACCUUUGUGGACUUGAAAACGAGCAUCAGAUCAGAGAUGUUAACAAUUAUCUGAAGCUUAUCAAGGAAGGUAAUGAUGCCAUUUAUAAAAAGGAAAUGCCAUUCCUUGGGGAAGAAGAUGGGAGAGAGAAGAAGAAAAGAAGUCGACGUUUUGAUCGAGACUUUUAUCGGACUUGUGUGUCUGAGGGACAUCGUGAUAUCGCCUACAGAUUUCUGCUUGCGCCCAAAAGAGUCGGAAUCAAGCUUCAAGACACCGUUGAAACCGGUCAAUUCAACUUCUCAAAGGCAAUGCCCGGUGAAACUGAUGGUGAGCCGAUGAAAUGGGUGCCGCCCACUAUCACGGACAAACUUCCAUCAGAAUUUGCAACUGAGUUGGUAGAUAGCGGGGAACUUAUUGAUUUGUCUUCGAUGGGAGCGGAUGCUGGAUCUGGAAAAAGUUCAGAUCCAUUGCGGGGAUGCCGAUAUGUUGCUGCAUUGGAACUUUCACAGGAACCGCGUGUCCGUAGAGUCCUGAGAAAUAUAUACAAGAAGCACGCUAAGCUGACAACCCGUCCAACCAAGAAGGGUAUGGAAGAAAUUGACGCAUUUCAUGAAUAUUUCGGGUUGCAGUUGAUUCACAGCAAGCCUAUUGCUGAUCAUUUCCCACCUGAUGAAGAUGAAAUGAACCAAAAGAAACUAGGUCGAGGGCCAGAGGAAUGUCGAGAAAUAGAUUCGGAGAUGAAGGAAAAAGAAAGGAAUAGUUGUCUGCAAUAUUUGAAUAUUUACAAGGGAGAUAAGACAGGACAUCUCUCGGUUUCUAUUCACUUACCUUUUCUCGAUGACUUUGGUACGGAAUGGUACAAGGCAGACGAAAAUUUUACCGAUCGACAAAACCAGGAUUUGAAGCCCCUUAUGGAUGUACUUGAGAAGGUUUAUUUCCCUCUGGAACCCGACUCGCAAGAAUGGACUCAGGAGAGAAAGAAGGUUUUAUCCCAAGCCUUGCUUACCUUUCUCUUACCUCAAUUUGAAGCAGAAACUCGCAAAGAUCUCGAAGAAGCGGCAUUUCGAAUCGGUGUGACAGCUGCUGCUGAAGACCUCCAUGGAAUGGCGAUGGAAGGUCCAUAUCGCCCGCACUCGUUCUAUGCUGAGAAUCGUUUCCUAGUUCCAACCGGUGACCUCCGAAUGGUUGCAAUUUCAUGUUCGAAUGAUCCCAAAGAACCAACAUAUCUUGCAUCUGUAUCUGAAUAUGGGGAAUUCAUUGACCAUCUUGCGAUACCAGGGGGUGUUCGUGUUGAUAUCGGAAAAAUGAGACAGAAAAUUAUCGAUUUUCUUCUCUUAUCCCGUCCGGCAGCAAUAUUGGUGGGUACAUCAGGAGGGUUUCAGGCCCGUCAUCUGUGUCGCAAAUUGAACGACAUCGUUACUGAAGCAACAGACCGAUGGGCAAAGAGGGACAUCCAAGGGGAAGAUGAAGAUGACGAAGAUUUCCAGUAUCGACAGUCUGCCUUUGAUAAAUAUCUUCCAUCAAAUAUGCCUGGUAUGGAUGAGGAUGACGACGAGGAUCUUGAUUGGAAGUGUAACGCUGACUUGAUCGAUGAUUCCGUAUCUCAAGUAUUUGGACACAGUCCCCGGGGAAAGAAAGAAUUUCCAGAUCAUGCGCCGGCGCUUCGAGUCGCCAUUUCUAUUGCUCGUUACGGAAAAGACCCACUCGCGGAACUUGCGUAUGCAUGGAAUGUAGCAAGCGACACUGGUCUUUUUGGUACUGAGUUGUUCUACUUUAACAUCAAUCCGAUGCAACAAUUGUUGAAAAGGUUCAAAGGGCCCUUGCUUCUUCGGCAUUAUGAACGUGCUCUGUGUGAUGUUGUCGCAGAAGUAGGUGCCGAUGUGAACAAAUGUUGCGAAUACAGUCAUCUUCAAGGACUUCUGACCUUUGUUCCUGGCCUUGGCCCACGAAAAGCGGCCUUCCUGAAACAAAAAGUAGAACAGCUUGGAAGUUCAGUUCCAACAAGGCGUUCACUGCUGGAAAAUCGUUUCAUGGGUCCUGUGGUCUACAAUAACUCAAUUGCGUUUUUACGAAUUCAUCACUUCGAUGAACGUACUAGUCAUCAGGUUCAACUGCACCCUUUAGAUAAUACAAGGCUUCAUCCAGAUGUAUAUCAGAAAAACAAUUGGGCGUCGAAAAUUGCAACUGAUGCGCUCGAGCGCGCAGAAGAAGGGUCGAGGAAUAAGGAGCAAGCAGGUAUCAAAGCGCUUCGUGAUGUUAUGGAAAACUCUGAUCAAGAGAUUCAACGACUAUAUAUGGGAACAAAGGAAGAGUGGGAGAUGCACUAUGGGGUGGGCACUUUCAAUGCAUCAAACUGGAACCCCAGAACCGAUGUUCCUGUCGAGCAUUGGCAUGAUAAGGUAGAAGAACUCGACCUUGAUACCUACGCACAUAUGAUCGAAGAAAAUGGUCACGGAAAAUGGCAUUCUCACAUGGAAAUGAUCAAGUGGGAAUUCCGUCUACCAUUUGUUGAUCCUAGAAGUCCUAUGGACACUCUUGCGGGGGACAAACUUUUUAGGCUAAUCACUGGAGAAAGUGAUCAAACAUUGCGUCCUGGAAAAGAAAUAACAGGAAAAAUAUUAGCCAAUACCGAUUUUGGAUCCAAGGUAAAGCUUGAGGGUGAUUUACCGGCCUUUAUAUCCCUUCGGAAUUUGGCUGAUGACCACGUCGAAGCCGCUGAAGAUGUGGUUGCAGUUGGCGCCAUCGUUACUGCUGUUGUUACCGCAGUGAAGAAGGAUCACAUGAGUGUUGACAUGAGUUUGAAAAGGGAAGACUUUAUAAAGCAACCAAGCUCGUGGGACCGACCAGAAUCUCUUCCAGUCCUUGAUGAAUAUUUUGAUCAGAUUGCAUCGAAAACAAUAGAGGAGAAAAAGACUAAAGAGAGAGAAGCCCGUCUUGAGGCUAUGCAAAUCUCACUCUCAACUAAGGUUGGUGAGGACGGCAAGCGAAUUGGCCGUGUUGUGCGUCGACAUUGCGCACACCCAGCAUUCCGAAAUGCGAAAGGGAAUGAGCUAGACGAAGAAUUGAAAUCAGGAGGGCCUGCGAUGGUAGGCGAAGCCUUGAUACGCCCAAGUAGCAAAUCGGCAGAUUCUCUAGCAAUUCAUUGGAUGUACAGUGAAGGUAAAAUAAAGAUAAUCGAAGUCAAUGAAGAAAAGAAAGAUCUCGAUGCAAGCAUUGGAAAGGUACUCAAGAUCAAAGGUGAAUCCUAUGGAAGUAUUGAUGAGUUGAUGGGGCGAUAUAUUGCACCAUUAAACGACCUUGUCGACGAGCUUGUAAAUCAUAGAAAAUUUUCAGAGCUCUCUGAAGACGAUCUGGACGAUCAGCUUCGAAAGGAUAAAGCUGCCAAUAAGAAUUCCAUUCCCUACAAUAUUUGUUGGAUGGAGAUGCAUCCGGGAUAUUCAUCUCUCAGAUUCAUUUUGAGUUCUACUCCCCGGCAGCAUCCCAUUGGAAUGUGCCCGAAUGGAUUUGUUUGGGGAGCGAAAACUUUCAAAUCUCUCGAUCUCCUCUUAAAUGACUUCAAGAAAAAUCCUCGGGGAACUCCCACCAACAAACAAAGAGCUCCGCCCCCAGCGGCGUCUUCUGGAUCAACUUCAAAAACUUCUCGAUGGGGAACAAAGCGUCAGCAUCCCCCACCAAGAGAGCCACCCCCACCUUCGACAUGGAAUCGGCCUCCUCCUCCUCCAAUGGCUGCAACAGGCGCUGCAUAUGGUCAGCCUCCUCCGCCAUCUGGUCCGCUUCCACCAUAUGGAAGACCCCCCCCACCUUCUGGUCCGCCGCCACCUUACGGGAGACCCCCACCUCCUUCUGGUCCACCGCCCCAAUAUCACGGCAAUCAAUAUUCAUAUCAACAACCUCCGCCACCACCGUACAACAAUUAAUCAUACAAUGAAUUUAAAUGAGACGGAAUAAAGAGAAAGCUAUGGAAUGCGAGCGAGACUUCGUUACUGUAUGAACGGAUGGAUGGUGCCAAAAUAUUUAUUGUUAUUUGUAAAAAAUGAUACUGGGUGAUUCCCAUUGUUAUUGAAGUAAUAACUGGGCUAGUCUAGCGCAUAUUACAUUUAUAAUAACGGAAAUUAAAUUUUCCACGGACAGACUGCAGGGAAUGCUCGCUUGAUGCCAGUCUAUUUGGGAAUUUGGAAUCUUAACUAUACUUCAACAUAACGACUAAAAAGAGGCCUCUUUGGAAGAAAAACAUGAAAUUUUCAAUCCUACCGCAUGAUACUACAACUACUAGUAGUAAAACGAACAAAUGAAUUUCUGACAC
Molecule: messenger RNA, 7073 nt
Organism: Pseudo-nitzschia multistriata
Lineage: Eukaryota; Bacillariophyta; Bacillariophyceae; Bacillariales; Bacillariaceae
Source: the annotation of a GenBank genome assembly